AUGGAGCAGCAUGUGAAAUUAGUCAGAAAAGUGCUAAGGAAGCUGUUGGAGGUGCAAUUGUAUGCCAAGCUCUCUAAGUGCGAAUUUCAUAAACAACAAAUUGACUAUUUGGAAUAUAGAAUUUCGCAUCAGGGAACUGAAAUGGACCUGGCCAAAGUGAGAGACAUCGUGGGUUGGGAGGCUCCCAAGACAAGGCGGCAGCUUCAGAGUUUCCUGAGCUUUACUAACUUCUAUCAUCAGUUCAUCCCCAACUUUCCGCAAGUGGCGCUUCCAUUUACAGACUUGUUGAAAACCAAGGGCAAGGACAAGGCGAAAGCCUCCAAACCUGGAGCCCCCUUAGCAUGGACUAAGGAGUGCCAGGAAGCCUUUGAAGGAUUAAAGCAGCUAUUUACAGCUGAACCAGUGUUAAAGCACCCUGACCCAGAACAGCCAUUUGUCAUCUAG
Messenger RNA from Python bivittatus (Burmese python), 444 nucleotides. Lineage: Eukaryota; Metazoa; Chordata; Lepidosauria; Squamata; Pythonidae. The record is from RefSeq and is a predicted model, not a curated record.